AUGAUAAAUUUGAAGACAAAAUCUCCAAAUAAUCAAACAACAUCAGCAAUGUCAACAUCAAUGAAAACAAAUAGUACUAAAUCUUAUGCAUUACCAAUGGAUCAACUCAAAAGAGCAGUGAGAUGUAAUCUCCCAUGUUUUAUGAUAGAUUUCCACAAGAACAUCGCACCUCGUGAUCUUCCAUCAGCUAUAAUUGUAUGUGAUCUAAUUCAAGAGCACUUUAACAAAAACAAAAUGGUUAUUAAUGACUUUUCCGUUGCUGCUUUUACAGGACAUCGUUUGAAACUUGGUGUUAAUAAUAUGGAAGAUUACUCCAAACUUGCUAGAACUGAUGUCUGGCCAACAUCAAACAAUGGAAAGAAAAUGAAUGUAGUUAAACCCAAAUUCAUUCCUGGAUGUUUUUCACUAGUUGUUCGUUAUGCUACACUAUCAAACUCAAUCUAA
Rotaria sp. Silwood2 is the source of this 444-nucleotide messenger RNA. The record is from the annotation of a GenBank genome assembly. Lineage: Eukaryota; Metazoa; Rotifera; Eurotatoria; Philodinida; Philodinidae.